AAGGCGAGAACCGCGUGGCUCGUUCAGGGAGGGAAGGAGGGAGAGGGGCAGACAGGAGGCGAGGAGAGAGGGUUAGGGGUAGUGACGCAGAGAGCUUUCUGCCUCCACUGGGUCCUCCCCCGACUUGGUAGAAGCCACACUGAGCGCAAAGAUGUCUUCAGAGAAAUCAGGUCUCCCUGAUUCUGUUCCGCAUACUUCUCCUCCACCCUAUAAUGCCCCUUUGCAGCCGCCGCCGCCACCACCACAGGAUGCCCCAAUCCCCGGAUACAGUGACCCCCCUACCACAACCGUGCACUCAGGCACCGCUACAUUGCCCCGACUCGGCGGAGGGGCUGCCACCCUUCCUCGCCCUCCCCCUACCUCGGCCACUCUUCCACGCCCACCCCGCCACCAUUCCGCAACACUACCCCGCCUUCCCCCUGACCCCUACAUGCAGGAGACUCAGUUCAAUGGGGCUCCUCAGGGCUACGUCGUGCAGACUCAUCCGCCUGUUGGGACCCUGCCUAUUGGAGGGUACAUGCAUCCGGGAUACCCUGUCCAGCUGCAGCCUUGCACAGCAUAUGUACCCGUCUACCCCGUAGGGGCGCCAUACCCUCAGGGCAACCCUCCUCCUCCACCAGGUCUCUCCCCAACACAGGUAACCCCUGGCAUUGCCAUCCUGGAACCACGGCGCCCACCACAUGAUUACCUUCCCAUCGCUGUCCUCACCACCAUCUGCUGCUUCUGGCCCACAGGCAUCUUUGCUAUCUUCAAGGCUGUGCAGGUCCGGACUGCAGUCGCCCGCGGUGACAUUGUGACAGCAGAAAUCGCCUCGCGGGAGGCCCGCAACUUUUCCUUCAUCAGCCUGGCUGUGGGCAUUGCUGCCAUGGUUUUGUGCACCAUUCUCACUGUGGUGAUCAUCAUUGCCGCCCAGCAUCAUGACAAUGACUGGGACCCCUAGCACUCAACACCUGCCUUUGGCCUACUCCUGUAUCCUGGCAACUGGUGACAGAAGCCCUGAAAACCCUGGCAACCAUCGCUCCCAAGGAUGGUCCUUGACAACCAUCUCCCCUGCAGUCCUUAGCAACGGUCUUCUCCCCUGCCAACGAUACUCGGAAUGCUUGGCAAUGGUCUCCCUCAUAGUCCUUAGCUACCGUUGGGCUUGUUUAACGGUACAUACUCAGCAGAUGACUUCCAGACAACAAUAUUCAGACUGAUUCCUAACACACACCCUUGAGUCCACAAGUGUUGUUCUCCAGGGCUCCUAGCAACCUAUUUCCCCUCCUGCCAGUUCUUUACCAGAAUACUUUGCUUGCUUCCUUCCUUCCCAAGGAGUAGGCUUCACCUUCUGUGGUCAUGGCAACAACCAUCUUCCUCCUACUGAAUUUGCAUGUAUAGUACCAACCAUUAACAGAUCAAAGCACCACCCAUGUCUUGGUUCAUCCCUACCCCUCUAUGUCCACAAUGGCUUUCCUGCAGUUCUGCAAGUAGAAGGCCUGCGUCUCGCAGGCUCAAACUUCGCUAUUGUGGUCAACGAGCUGCAACCCUCAUAAGUGGGAAUCUGCAAUGUGCUCUGAAUUGUUGCUGCUGUUCUUCAGUUGCUUUUCUCCUCCUGUCUCACAGCUCUCCCUCUACAGUGAGUAGGUGGAGCCUACUUGGAGGUUUUGAAUCUCCAGGUCUCUGUUUUGUUCUUCACCAGGGCCAGCUUCAUGGGUCAGCAUUGUUGGGCAGCUGCCAAAGGCACCCAGCCCCCCCAAAGGACCCCUGUUGAUCCUUGAGACCACAUCUGUGCCCAUAGCCUUUAUGUGGGGUGGUUGAGUGACUCAGGGCCCACCCAGGUGAGAGGCCACCCACGGAUAACGGUUUGCCAAAAACCCCUGAGACCUGGAGUAGCCCUGUUUCCCACACACACUGCUUCUCAUUCUCCCUACUUUCUCUGUCUUAUAUGUUAGGCCUGUUCUCACCAUUCUAAUUGGGGUAGGAGGCAGUGUUCUAAUUUUUCUCAUAUGUGAGGAAUGAGUUUUGUUCUGGGUGGUAGCAUCAAGUGCUCAUGUGCAUUCAGAGUUGGACCUUCCUUAUUCAACCUGAAAGUGAUCUAAAAUUAACUGGGCAGACAUCCAAAAAUUUGUGAAUGCACACAUGUGUGCACACCUUAAAGGGAACAGUGGUAGAAGGUGCAUUCUACCCAGCCACCAGCACUACCACCAAGUUCGGGAGCUGUGCAAGCUCCUAUUUUCUGAUAAUCUGAGAGUCAAAAGCAAGGUAGGAGGGGGAGGAAGUGAACAUCUGUCAAGUAGCAGCUGGGUUGGAGGGCUUUUCAGCCUACUUUGUUGAAGUGCCGAGUGCAGCUUCUGGGUAGGAUGGUCACGGAGGCCUCCAACCAGGGGCGUAGCUAGGGGAGAGAGGGCCCGUGUUCAUCCCUCUCUCUGGCGGCCCCAGAGUGAGAGAGAAAAUGAAGAAAAUAGGGAGGGCUGGAUCUGGAGGGCCCUCAAGAGCUGGGGGCCCGUGUUCUUUGAACCCUUUUACUCAAUUAUAGCUAUGCCCCUGCCUCCAACCUAGCUUAUGCUUAGCAGACAAUCACUUCCUCUCCCGCCCCCCGCCUGCUUACCUUGCUUUUUACUCACAGAUGAUCAGAAAACAAGAGCACACACAGCUCUUGAACUUUGGUGGGAUGUGUCUCCCACCCUAAUCCCAAUUAGAAUCAUGUGAACCAGCCUAAUAUGUGUUCUUGCUUUUAAAAAAAAUGUGUGUGUUUUCCUAAUGUGUUUUUGCUUUUUUGUAGAGCUAUGUUUAAAGGCACACAUUAUUACAAAAAUAUCCUGAUACUGAACUCAGUAUACUUCUCCACUCCAUCUGAGAUAAAUAUUCAAAAGGCACCAUCUGGUAAUACAUGUAUUAGGACCAACCCAAAUGAUGUACACAGUUGUCAGAAGCAAGAUUGCUGCUGUCAACUGUGUGUAAUUUGAUACUAAUAAAAGUAUUACCAGACUGUGACUUUUUAAAUUUUCCUAUUGACCAACAGCCGCCACCUGAUUUUCGUGAGUUUCAUAUUAGUUCCUAUCUGCUUAACACAAUUCCUUUAAUUCCACUCUGUUUUGCUUCAAGUUAUCCAAUUCUUCUCUGUUUUGUUUCACGUUAUCUCCCUUUAUAUACCCUCCAUUUCACACUGUUCCUCAUUUUAACAUUAUCCCUGUCAUCUUCCUUGGAGAGAGGAAAAACACCUCAGCAGUAAUAAAAACUAUUGAAGGCCUUGCAGUCAUACAUGGCAUUAAUUUAGAUUCCUUCCCAUCCUAUUCUAAAUGCUUGGAAUAGAUUUAACUUUAGUUCAUCCUCACAGCAAUCCUAGGAGCUAGUUUUAGAGAAAUUAUAAUUAUGAUCGUUCUUAUUUAUUUAUAUAGAUAGCAACCCUUCCUCACUGCAAAUGGUGCUCAGGUUGCUUUAUAUAAAGCCACAUUAGGAACAUAGGAAACUGCCAUAUACUGAGUCAGACCAUUGGUCUAUCUAGCUCAGUAUUGUCUUCACAGACUGGCAGCGGCUUCUCCAAGGUUGCAGGCAGGAAUCUUGGAUAGGGCUGAGGAAUCUUGGAUAGGGCUGGCAGGAAUCUUGGAUAGGGCUGAGAGAAUCUUGGAGAUGCUGCCAGGGAGGGAACUUGGAACCUUCUGCUCUUCCCAGAGCGGCUCCAUCCCCUGAGGGGAGAAUAUCUUGCAGUGCUCACACAUCAAGUCUCCCAUUCAUCUGCAACCAAGGCAGACCCUGCUUAGCUAUGGGGACAAGUCAUGCUUGCUACCACAAGACUAGCUCUCCUCUCCACAUUAAAACUACCUUAAAAACAAAGUUUUAAAAGGAGAGAAAUGGCUGGUGAAGGGGAAAGAAGGUAUUAGCAAAAAGUCAUCAGGCACUUUUUAAAGAGGUACAAGGGGGAGCAAUACUAAAUAUGUGGAAGAAUGAAGUGGCAUUCUGGGGGGGGGGGGAGACCUGAGCAAAAGGUCUGAUUGCUCACUGACUGAGGGUAUGAUGGUGGUGUUUCCCAUCACUAGGGGGAUGUCUGACCAAAGGCAGCCUCUAAAGCAAGAUUCUGGGGAAGAGGUUUUGCUAGUGAUAUUGUGCUAUGUACAUAAUGCAUAUUUGUAACAUACACAUAAUGCAGAAUGAGGUGGUAGAAUGGUCUUCAUCACUUCAGACAACGGAUGUGAGAAUUGCCAUUUUAUUGCUCCCUUAUUAUACCCGCCCCCCUGCCAAUGUAGUAGCCAGUGUGGUGUAGUGAUUAGAGUGGCUAAGACUGACACUCUAGUCUUAGGGGGAACCAGGCUCAAAUCCCCACUUGGCCGCAAAGCUGACUCCAUGACCAUCUUGCUGCCUGACCUACCUCACAGUGUUGCUGAGGCUAAAGGGGAGGGAAGAUCAUGUGUACUGGCUGCUCUGAGCUCUCUGGAGGAAGGCUGGGAUACAAAUGUAACCAACAAAUAGAAAACCAGCACACAAGCAAAGAGAUGGGCUAGAAGCAUUAUGCUUGAUAGCGGAUGUAGCAUAACAUAGGAAGCUGUCUUAUGCUGAGUCAAACCAUGGGCCCAUCUAGCUCAGUUCUGUCUACAUUGAUUGGCAGCAGCCCCAAAGGUUUCAGGCUCAGGGGUCUUUCCCAGCCCUACCUGGAGAUGUCAGGGAUUGAACCUGGAAUCUUCUGCAUGCACACAAGAUGCUCUACCAUGGAUUUACAGCCACAUCUCCACAAAGACCAAGUUACGAAUCUGGUUUGAAACUCACUUCUGCGGCCAUUAAUUACUGAGCUACUCCCUCUCUGUCCCCCUCCCCCACUGUACAAUACAGGGAAAUUGUUGCUUAGGUUACUGGAUUGUUAUAAAGAUAAUACAUAUGAAGUGAUACAAAUGCUAUAUAAUUAAAGAGGUAUUAUGUAGGGUUGGAGUUCCUCACUGGUCAACAUCAGGCGCUUCACCUGAUGUCAGAACUGGCAUCAACAUUUUUUUAAAAGUGAAAUUUGAAGAAAAUUUCAAGGUUUCUCCCUAGGAUAAACAUUUAAGAAUUUUUAGUGGAAGCUAAACAUGUUUCUGUAUGACAAAUGAAAUUUCUCAGGGGCUUUCUGCGGACCCCUUAUCUGAAGUAGUCCAUUCUUCCAUUUCUUUCAGCUGUAACUGCAGAUGCAGAGAGAUCUUCUAUACAUUCCAGUGGAGGCAACAGAAUUCUAAAAUGUACUACUUCUGAUGUGGGGUAUUUUUGAAUCCUCUCCCUCAUAAAAAGCUCUUUGUAGACUAUCACAGCAUAGAACAGCUCUGAAAGGUAUUGACAAGUAGAGAUGGGUGAGAAGUGGGUGUGUGGUGGGGGCAUCUGUAAAUCUGGGUUAACAUAGAAAGAUUUCUGGCUGUUUUAUUUCCAGUGCCUCCAUCCCAAACUGUGCCAAACCCCAUAUUCUCUUCCAUGAAUCCCCAGUUCCUUCCCAUCACUUUUUCUUGGAUGUUGGACUCUGUGAUAUUAUUUAUCUCUGUUUGCAAAUGACAUGGUUACAGAAUCUCUCCCUCUAUACAUUACUUAAUAAAGAUGAUUGAUUGAUUAA
Messenger RNA from Hemicordylus capensis (graceful crag lizard), 5545 nucleotides. It is a transcript of the gene PRRT1, whose product is annotated as proline rich transmembrane protein 1. The transcript has 4 exons. The coding region runs from base 152 to 940 and encodes 262 amino acids. Gene Ontology annotation, cellular component: membrane. The record is from RefSeq and is a predicted model, not a curated record. NCBI's taxonomy places the organism in Eukaryota, Metazoa, Chordata, Lepidosauria, Squamata, Cordylidae.